Molecule: messenger RNA, 1011 nt
Organism: Aspergillus glaucus CBS 516.65
Lineage: Eukaryota; Fungi; Ascomycota; Eurotiomycetes; Eurotiales; Aspergillaceae
Product: Apq12 family protein
Exons: 1
Coding region: 284-823 (179 amino acids)
Source: RefSeq, a predicted model, not a curated record
AUUUGUGCAGAGGUGUACUCUGUACAGAGGUAGUAGAUGCAUGUGACGGAUAUAGAUAAUCCCUUCCGCGGUUUGUUUGUUUUGCAUCGACUGCCGCUGAUUACUGCCGUACUUUCGGUAUUCAACAUUCAACGUUCUACAAAGAAACCAAGAAGUCAAGAAUGAAAGACUUCUAUUAAAAGAAGAUAGCUAUUCCUGCAAGACAGAGACAGACUCAAAAAACAAUCUUCCACAUCACACUCCCCAACUACCACAUCUACGCAAUACAGAGUCAUCACUCAACAUGGACUUCAUACCAGGUACGCUACCCAACCACUUCCCUCUACACAACAAACCUAUUCGGAUACGAUCAAGGUAUACUAACAGAAAAACAGAAUACCUCCACCCUCUCCUAAUCAACAACCCCUUCCUCGCCAACCUAACCACCACCCCCGAAAUCCUCACCACACACCUCACAACCGUCCGCACGACCUACCUCGACCCCUACUUCCUAACCCCCCUCUCCUCGCUCCUGACCUCUUCAACGCCGGACCUCGUUUCCGUCUUUCUCUUGCUCCUCAUUCUAUUCCUCUCGCUGAAGAUCCUGGACUAUACGCGGCGCAUGGUGCUGUUUUGGGUGUGGUUGGUUUUUAGGGUUGUUUUUUGGGGAGUCAUACUUGCUGUUGGGUACUGGGUGUAUAGUGUGGGUGUUGAGAGGGCGGGGGUUGAGGUUGGAAGGGCUUUGGGGUUGGCGAAGGGGGUUUGGGAGGAGUUUGAGAGGGGGGUUGAUGGGGGGGGUGCACCUGGUGGGCAGGGUUUUGGGCAGUAUGGGAGGGAGUUAUGAUCUUGAGGGGCGUGAGGGAGUUUGGAGGAAGUUAUAGUCUGUGGACUGCCGUUUGCUACGAGAGCGAAGAUUGUGGUUUACGGAUAAUGGUUGGUUGAGUUGGAAGGAAGGAUUGGAAUGGUAUACUUGACUGCGGUCAUGAUUAUGUUGCUAUGUGUUAUGCUAUGGCUGAGCGGAUGCAUCUUAGA